Messenger RNA from Acipenser ruthenus (sterlet), 3541 nucleotides. RefSeq names its product potassium channel subfamily K member 12-like. The transcript has 2 exons. Gene Ontology annotation, biological process: potassium ion transmembrane transport; stabilization of membrane potential. Gene Ontology annotation, cellular component: membrane. Bases 222 to 1460 code for a protein of 412 amino acids. Gene Ontology annotation, molecular function: potassium ion leak channel activity. The record is from RefSeq and is a predicted model, not a curated record. NCBI's taxonomy places the organism in Eukaryota, Metazoa, Chordata, Actinopteri, Acipenseriformes, Acipenseridae.
CAUGUGUGUUGAGACCCCGCUUUCGGGUUGUGGAAAUAUAUCCUCACUGACGGAGUGGCUUUUGUGCAGGUUAGUCUGUACUAUCACAGUAUACACACGAACACAUUGCUAAGGAAUAGUCAAGUUAAACAGAAUCCCUCGAGUUUCAAAGCUGAACGAAUGCCGCAUCCUCCCAUGCUGAGCUGGUCGCUGUCCGUAGCCCUGGUGGUGCUGAAAUUUGGAUGAUGCCGAGUCAGAGAUUACAAGGCUGCCGCUCGCUGGUACACAUUAACGAAGAUAAUGGUCGAUUUCUACUGCUAGCCGUCUUGAUCGCCCUUUACUUGGUGUGCGGGGCUGCCGUAUUCUCUGCAAUCGAGAGGCCAAAGGAGUUGGAAAACCAGGGACGCUGGAACCGGACUCUGUACAACUUUAGCGACACGUUUAACAUUAGUUUUGAGGAUCUGAGGUCUUUUCUGCGAGAUUAUGAAGCGGCAAUCGCUGCAGGAGUCAAGGCGGAUUCUGUCAGACCGCGCUGGGAUUUUCCUGGGGCGUUCUACUUUGUGGGGACAGUGGUGUCAACUAUCGGUUUUGGAAUGACCACUCCAGCGACAGUUGCAGGAAAAGUGUUCCUGAUCUUCUAUGGGCUGCUGGGAUGUGCUGGGACUAUCCUGUUCUUUAACCUCUUCCUGGAGCGCAUCAUCACCCUCCUGGCCGUCAUCAUGAAGGCAUGCCAUGAGAGGCACCUGCAGAGAAACGGCAUUCUGCCUCCAAUUAUCCGAAGGGAGUCCUCGUUCUCUCAUGGUGACAGCCUGGCGGGCUGGAAGCCCUCGGUCUACUACGUCAUGAUGAUCCUGGGGAUUUCUGCCAUCAUUCUGUUAUGCUGUGCGUCAGCCAUGUACACCCUGGUGGAAGGGUGGAACUACAUGGACUCCUUGUACUACUGCUUCGUUACCUUCAGCACCAUCGGGUUCGGAGAUCUGGUAAGCAGCCAGAACGCGGCCUACAAGAAUCAGGGAUUGUAUCGCUUUGGGAAUUUUAUAUUCAUCCUUCUGGGGGUCUGCUGCAUCUACUCCCUUUUCAACGUCAUCUCCAUUGUCAUCAAGCAAGUGCUGAACUGGAUGAUCAAGAAGCUGGAUUGCCGGUGCUGCGGAACGUACCACAAGAACAGCACUUUCCUGAGCCGGAGGAACGCCAUCACCCCCGGCUCCCGCCUCCGCAGAAACCACUUUUCCGUGGAAACGGAUGGCCAGUACGACAGCGACACCGAGGGCAGGAGGCUCUCGGGGGAGAUGAUCUCCAUGAGGGACCUGACCGCGUCCAACAAGGUGUCGCUCGCCAUCAUGCAGAAGCAGCUUUCGGAGACGGCCAAUGGCUUCCCGCGGACUGUGUGCAGCAGCUCCAGACACAAUGGCUUCUCUGGCGGGGUGGGCGCCUUGGCCAUUAUGAAUAACCGGUUGGCCGAAACCAGUGACAGCAGGUAGAAAUGUAUUUAACCCUCCAGUUGAAGAAAGACUUGUGCAAUAUUUAUUAUAUGCUGUACAUCUUCAUGAGAUGGGUGAACCCAUUUUCGUUACGGCAUAUUGCAAACAUUUACAAAGAAAAGGAUACAUUGAGUUGAGGAAAACGGAAUAGGUACAGUUAUAGAUACAGUUAUUUAUACAGUAGAGCUAUGCAAUUGCACAGAACUAUUGUUGUUUUAUAAGGGAGCAAGAGACAACAUCCUGUUUCAUUAACCGACUGCUAUUAAUGCCUGUUUCAUGUUGCUGCAUUUCAUAUAGCCAUCAGCUCUUUUGACUCUAAAUCUGGACAUACAUUCCUCAUCCAAGAAUUACCCAUAGCAUUAGCAAAUUUUAGCCAAGCUGCAUGGAAUGUAGGAUUAACAUGUGGUCAAGGCUGUAUACAAUGUGGGAGGGGAGGGGUGGGGGUGUUUCAGAGGAAUAUUUUCCAGCUGAUCUCUCUUUUAGUUUACCUGCAGACCAUACUGAUAACCUGAUAACAUUAGGAUGCCCAAGAUUAAUGUUAUUAGGGAUCUGGCCAACAAGUAUUAAUUAACGCAACUAAAAUAUACAAUUGCUUUGCUUGGUUAUGUUUAGUAACCACAGUCGAGGACCUAAUACAGGUGUCCAGAAAGGUCUGCAGGUAACAAAUAAGAAACAAAAUGGCAAGUACAUAUGAUAUUCCCUUAAUUGCAUUGCACUGGCUGGCAUUUAUUUGUACAUGCUUGAAAGUGGUUUUCUAGACAGACUUGUUUCUAUGUACGAGGCAGUAAUAACAUCCUACCUUUUUAUAAAUAAUGACAGCCAUGUCCCUUUAGUCGUAAGAGUCAUUUGCUUGGACAGAUUUCAAUCAUUUCCAUGCAUGUGAUGUCAACGUGUCUUGCUUAGGGUUUCUAGAUGGUACUGUUGAGGCACAAACUGAGAACUGAGAAAUUGGUAACACCCUUUUUGAGCUACAUUAAUUACAGGAGGCUUUUUUGGACCAGAUCAAUUGAUUCGAUCAGCUGAGACAUCAUGUUAGUAGUAAAUAAUGACGCUAACUUCAAAAAUUUGCAUGAUACAAUAUCUAUAUUAUAUACUGUAAAGCCAAAAAUAUUUUUGCGUAUGAAUAUAAUGAAGUAAUAUACUACUACCAGUGCAACAGGGUGCCAACAUUUCUGGAGCAAAAUAGGUUUUAUAGGUGUGAUUCGCAAAAUAUUUUGGUCGCAAAUAUUUAUGACUUUAUAGUAUUUUGUUUAAAUAUAGCUGAUACAGCAUAAGUAAAUAACUAAACAACAUAAAUAAAGUUCAUACCUCUAGUUUUUUUUCUUUCUUUUGUAGUUUGUUUUGUAAUUCAUGUUCUGUUAAGUCACAGAAUCAGUGUUCAGCAGUUUCUUCAUUCAGCCAUUUUAUGUUUUUGGAGUGGAGAUGGAGUGCGUUCCUUUUAAAAGGGGCAGGACUGACAGUGAUGUGAACCAAUCACAUGACAGAUGGAGUAGUUAAAUCUAUUCCUCCCUCCUCAACAUUGCUUAAAUUUUACAUCAAGGUUUAAAUUAGCUAAGCAGCUUUAGUUUCCUAUUCUGGACUACAAUGAUGUGAUUCACAUGACUGCUAGUAAGGAGUCGCUGAAGAAGAUGUUACAAUGUUUAACAGGAUUUGUAGAUUUGUUCUUUAGAGUACUCCUUCAGAACAUCACUGUACCUUGUACAGCAGGUUAAACAUGUUGUCCACUGAUAAUAGAAGGAACGUUCACUGGAAUCAGAUUCUUUUUAAAGGGGUGUUUAACAAACUGCCUGUUUAUUUCAGUAAUCUGUUCCAGGAGUUUACCUGUGAUUACAGCUUACAAAAUGUUUGUGGAACCAAAUAUUUUAAAAUACCGUUGGUAAAAAGUGCUACUGGAAGGAGAUCUUUUGCUUUUGCUGCAGUAGUUUCAGAUUGGAAUGCAUUGCCGAUCAGACUUCCCAUUGUCAAUUUAAAAAUGUGUUGUUUCAUUAUCUGAAGAAGCCCUGUGUACGUGUAUGAUGUGUAGAGGUUUAAAUGUGUAUUCCAUGUUUUUAUGUGAUUUUAAUUUGCAGUUGGACGCCGUU